Messenger RNA from Ceutorhynchus assimilis (cabbage seed weevil), 2063 nucleotides. Lineage: Eukaryota; Metazoa; Arthropoda; Insecta; Coleoptera; Curculionidae. The record is from the annotation of a GenBank genome assembly.
CGAUGGUGCUGUGGUCCACUGUCAGAAUGCGGGCGUUGUUGUCUGCUGACGACGUGUUGUUAGUCAACAAAUUCGAAAAUCAAAACAAAACGCAGAAAAUUAACAUAAGCAUUGGAAGUUGUAUUUUUAAAACUAUCAAGAGUAGAAAUGGCCUUAUUAACAUGGAUAUUUAAAUUUGAUUAGGACGGAAAGGGACCGCCGAACCAUGAAGUUUUCUCGAUGGGCCCUUAUUAUAACCUUAGUAAAUGUGUUGCUUUAUGUGGAAAAAUGCAGCGCCUCUUUAAAUUUAUACUUAAGAACUCAGGAAGUACAAAGACUUUUAGGUGUACCAGCUGAGAUGUAUUAUAUUAGAGAUGAUUUGAUAAGUUUGCAUGCUUUAAAUUUUACUAUACAAUUAACUCCCAAGAUAAAUGACCUAUAUUUUACAUGGGAAAAUACUGGAGGCACAAAAAUCCCAUAUUCCCUAGAAAUAAACACAUCAAAUUCUGCAGUUAUCCCUAAGACUGAUGUUAAUAUAUCAACUACUGGCUCUGUUCCUUCGGUCACUCAGACAUUUAUGGUAGCAGUGGCAUGUUCAGGACUCGUCGAAGAAGAAGUUCAGAUCUCAAUAAACCUUAAUUUAACUUUUCCAAAUGACAACACAAAUACAUUGAAAUUUUCGAGAAGAAAGACCUGUUUAGAUGAAAAUAUUAAAAAUUAUGUGGAAAUUAACACAUUACCUCAGUUCACAAAUCCUUCCAGUAUCUUUUUCAUAGCAAUAUGUUGUGCAGUUAUACUUAUAUCUAUCUUGGUGAUUUUCAUAACAAUCAAUUUUCUGAGAUAUAAAAAGAUUAGAUCUACUGAGAGUGGAGCUAGCGAACCCACAAAUACAACUACAACAACUUUUCUGGCGGCGUUACCUAGAAAUAGUGUUAAUGCUUCUUCAUAUGGAAGUUUUAGAAGAAUGCCAAGCUACUCAUUGAUAGAUGACAGGUCCAAGGAUUUACAAGAACGAAUAACUGAAUUAACUAUACAGAGAUUUAGAGUUCGACUUAGUAGCAUAAUAUUAGAAGGCACCUUUGGAAGAGUAUACCAAGGCUCCUAUAUUAAUGAAGAAGAAAAGGAAGAGACUGUAAUAAUAAAGACUGUAGCUGAUCAUGCUAGCCAAAUACAAAUUUCAUUACUCCUCCAGGAGGGUAUGGCGAUGUACUCGCUCAAUCACAAAAACAUAUUGAGUAUUUUAAGAGUGUCCAUUGAGGAUCAUACUACCCCAUAUUUACUCUACCCUUUUGAUAAUAAUAAAAAUUUGAAGAUAUUUUUGCAAAAAUGUAAAGUAUCUUCUGAAGGUGUGCAUCAUACUUUGACUACUCAAGAAGUUGUUCAUAUGGCACUUCAAAUUAUUAAGGCCAUGCAGUACUUACAUAAAAAACAUUUAUUACAUAAAGACUUGGCCGCUAGAAAUUGUGUGGUAGAUGAAAAAUUAAACGUUCAAGUAACAGACAACGCCUUAUCCAGAGAUCUAUUCCCCUCAGACUACCAUUGUUUAGGCGACAACGAAAACCGGCCUGUUAAGUGGUUGGCACUUGAAAGUUUAGUCCACAAAUCUUUUGCUUGUGCUUCGGACAUUUGGUCUUUCGGAGUACUGCUUUGGGAGUUAACUACGUUAGCGCAGCAGCCCUAUAUUGAAAUUGAUCCGUUUGAAAUGGCAGCUUACUUAAAAGAUGGAUAUCGAUUGGCUCAACCUAUAAAUUGUCCUGACGAAUUGUUUGCAGUAAUGGCUUAUUGUUGGGCAAUGAGCGCCGAAGAAAGGCCGACAUUUACACAGCUUCACGUGUGUUUGCAAGAGUUUUACACUCAAUUAACCAAAUAUGUAUGACACAGAUGCUUCACUUUGCUACUUUACGUUCCUUUGAAUUGAGUGCCAAAUUUGACAGAAUAUUUUGCCAAAUACUAUAUUAUUUAAGACGUGCACAUAUUUGUGUAAGUAAAAAUAAUUGCUUGUGACUUAUGUAAAUAGUUUGAGUUUAUAAGAUGCGUACUUUUAUAUUUAUUUGUGAUCAAAAUAAUAUAUAUUCUUGUGACAA